Molecule: messenger RNA, 1069 nt
Organism: Syngnathus typhle (broad-nosed pipefish)
Lineage: Eukaryota; Metazoa; Chordata; Actinopteri; Syngnathiformes; Syngnathidae
Product: fos-related antigen 1-like
Exons: 3
Biological process (GO): regulation of transcription by RNA polymerase II
Cellular component (GO): nucleus
Molecular function (GO): RNA polymerase II cis-regulatory region sequence-specific DNA binding; DNA-binding transcription factor activity, RNA polymerase II-specific
Source: RefSeq, a predicted model, not a curated record
UUGAAUCAUCGCAUUCCAACUGAGUGCGAGGCGGUGGCCAACAAGAGGGGCACCAAGAGACGGCUGAAGAACCGAGACGCUGCCCGGAAGAGCCGGCAAAAACAAACAGAAAGGGCGGACGAACUCCACCAGGAGCUCCUGACUCUGGAAGCUUCGAAUUCCGCCCUGGAAAAGGAAAUCAAAGCGUUAAAAAAAGAGAUCCGGCACUACAACAGCGCCCUGGAGCGCCACCGGCCCUUUUGUGUCCUCCGAGGUUCCGUGCAGGUGGACGCCCUCCAGACUUCCAUGUCUGUCACCUCCAAAGCGGAGCUUGGUGAAACCCCUCAUCCAAUGCCCUCAUCUGAUUUAGUCCCUUCCUCCCUAUUUACACACGCUCCUCAUUCGCUGUUUAGCAAUGACGCCCGCGUAGAAUUGCCCUCGUCCACCUUCUCCACGCUUCACCCCGAAGACAUCCUCUCAGUCACAUCUGAAAUGUUCCCCAUUGAAGAUCCAGGAGCGCCGCCGCUCGUCCCGCAUAAAUACAAGAACGCUUUAAUAUCGGCGCAGACCAACGCCGAUGGGACCUUAAAGCCGAGUCAGAUAACGCCAAGGCUCGAGUCCCUGCCGUGUUCGAUUCCCGUUCCGCCCAACACUCCAGACGGAUUUUUCCCUUUAAACACAACUUUGGUGGAGCCGUACCCGGAAGAGCUGUCGCUAUCUACCUUCCUGGAGGAAAAUGACUGGAUUCUGAAUGCGGACAAUAAUCCCACCACUCUUUAAGGUCAACCAAAAAAAAAAAAAGGUCGUGGUGGUCUUUUUUUGGCGUAAGUACCCGUGGAAACUACAGGAUUAUGACACGGGGCCCUCUUUACUUUCACUUGUGUUAUUUCCUUUUUUCAAGGGAGGGGCGGGGGCAGGGGACACUUUCUAUGUUCAUAUGCAUAUUUAUUUAUUUAAUCUCAAUGAGUAACAUUGGCUGUCAACUGAUCCACUGAUUUCACAGUUAUUUUUUGGUGCAAUUUUCGCAAAGCAGCUAUUGUGAACUAACUAACUAAAUGAAGAGUAAUAAAAAUGGCUUGAUUAGAAAUAA